UCGCUCGACGCCAUAAAAAAAAUGCAAAUCUUAUUUUGAAAAAUUAGAACUGAUAAGAAUUAUUUAGGUUAACAAAUUCUAAGGUGUUUUUUUCUCACUUGUUAGAUUGGAACAUGGAAACAUAUGGGGAAUAUCUAGACACAUAUAUAGUGUCAGCUGUCAGUCUUGGAGAAAUCUUGAUGAAAUUUUAUUGUGAAGCGGUACCUCAAAAGAAAGCAGGUGGAAAUGCCUCCACUGAUGUAUAUCAUAAAAAUUCUCUAAUUAAUAUAAGAGGAGCUAUAAACCGCCAUCUUCAAGAUAUCAAUAGAAAUAUUGAUAUAGUGAGGGACAAAGCAUUUAAAAUGGCUAAUCGAGCACUUGAUGGUUUGUUGAAAGAAAGAAUGAGGUCCGGAACUUCCCUCCCCACAAAUCACAAAGAAAUCAUAAAACCAGCUGACCUUCAAAAAAUUUUCAAAAAUGAGAUAAAAGACAAAAGAGUUUACACCCAAAUUCCAAGAGGUUUUAAAGAAGACCCUAGUGAAGAGUAUUGUGAGGGAUAUAUUCUUUCUCAACCAGAAAGUGACGGAACACUUGCUACAAGGUGUUUUGAAUUUAAAUAUUUUGCCGAAUGUGUAAAGAAUUCAACUAAAAAUGUACUAAUUAAAUUUCUGAUAGAAGUUUUAAAAUUUUCCUGUGGUUGUCUUAAUAAGAGAAGAAAUGGAACCAUUUACUUUGGUAUAGGAGACAACCUUAUCAAAAAAAGCGACUGUGAAGAUAUUAAGCAUGGCGAAAUUGUUGGGUUUCCAUUAGAUGAUAAUGGCUUAAAUAGCAAAAAAAUGUAUACUGAUGCACUAAGAGAAGCAUUUUUAUUAUGUUUUGACGAUAAAUCAGCUGCUUUUGCUGCAGAAUGCAUCAGGGAUCCAAAAUUUGUUAAAGUGAAUGUAGGGGGAUAUAAAUGUCGUUAUGUGAUGGAGGUGGAUGUUGAAGCUUCAUUUAUGUUCUGCACAAAUCUUUAUUUUACGGUCAAUCUGCAUAAAUUAAAAUUUUAUUUUAUUGAUAACAUCAAUUUUGAGAAACUUGUAAACAAAUUCUUAAAUACAGAUAAGUAUUUUCUUUUUUUGCGUAACGGUUCCUCGACACAACACAUUGAAAAUAAUAGCAAACAAGAUUUCAUAAGAAAAACAUUAUUAGAUCUUGUCGUUAACAGAAUUUGCUUUGAAAUAAGAGAACCUAACUUUACCCCUUCGAAAAAAUUUUAUCAUCCACUACAAAAAAUUCAAAGAUAUUAUCAUACUGACUCUGAAAAUUGUGCAUUCAAGAUAAUAAGAGAUAUAUUAAAUUAUAUUGUUAUGCCACUGAAGGAUCACAAUGGCAAUGCUACGCUUGUAUCUGCACAAGACAUUCCUUGUUCAAUUGAACAUAAUCAAAAUCUAAGAAGUUUUAAGGAAAACCCUGAUACUAGAGAAUAUAGUAAAGGAUAUAUACCUAUUGAACGAAAAACUAAUGAAACAAUUGCCACCAGGUUAAUGGAGUUUAAGAAUUUUGUCGAUUGUUUUGAAAACCAGGAGAAAAAUGUCCUUGAUAUAUUUGUAAAAGAUGUUUUAGAAUUUGUCGACAGUUGUCUAAAUAGUAGAAGAUUUGGAACCAUUUACUUUGGUGUAGAGGAAAUUCCCUUUAAAAAUCGAAACACUAAAUACAAGAUUGUUAAAAUUGCUGGGGUUAAUAUUGACGAAAAUAAUUCAAAUAUCAGAUUUAAAUACACUGAUGCACUAAGAAACGCAAUUUCUAAAAGUUAUCCCAGGCAUAAAUCUGAUAUUGUUAAAGAAUGUGUAUCAAAUCCUUUAUUUGUGAAAGUAAAGAUACAAGGAAAAAAUCAAUUUUCUCAUGUGAUUGAGAUAGAUAUUGAUCCGUUAUCUAUUUUUUGCGAAAGGCUUUUGUUUACGAACAAGGAAAAUAAAAGGAAGAAAAAGCAUUGGCAAGUUGUACACGAGGGCUCCGCAAUAAAAGAAAGUGAAAAUUAUGUAGAAUUACCAUCUAUUAACGAAGAAUUAACAAAACUUGUAAAGAAUAGGAAUAGCUUUGAAAUGAAAACAAUCCGUCGUAAAAUAAUAGAUUCAAAAAGAAAAAAGAAAAAUAACUAAAACAUAUUUCGUCAG
Messenger RNA from Magallana angulata, 2135 nucleotides. RefSeq lists its product as uncharacterized. The transcript has a single exon. NCBI's taxonomy places the organism in Eukaryota, Metazoa, Mollusca, Bivalvia, Ostreida, Ostreidae. Bases 114 to 2120 code for a protein of 668 amino acids. The record is from RefSeq and is a predicted model, not a curated record. Gene Ontology annotation, cellular component: cytoplasm.